This is a messenger RNA of Melanaphis sacchari, 3853 nucleotides long. RefSeq names its product fasciclin-2 (gene Fas2). The transcript is spliced from 11 exons. The record is from RefSeq and is a predicted model, not a curated record. Lineage: Eukaryota; Metazoa; Arthropoda; Insecta; Hemiptera; Aphididae. The coding region runs from base 378 to 2699 and encodes 773 amino acids. Gene Ontology annotation, molecular function: protein binding. Gene Ontology annotation, biological process: cell-cell adhesion. Gene Ontology annotation, cellular component: membrane.
CGUCAUCGUUUCGCGCGUCGCUGUUCCGUCGUCACCGCAGUCGUUGUCCGCCGUCAUCGUACGCACAUUCACGUACGUGUUGGUACACGCCGUCUUCGUCUGUUACUCAAGUUACUGUCGCGGGUUAAUCACUUCACCGUGUUUUUUUUUUCAUACCGAGACGUAAUGUCACCUGUACGUUGUUGAAAAGUUACCGCCAAACCCGAUUAAGUCGUAAUAUUCGUGAACCCACGUAUUUAAUGUUAUAAUUAUUAUUUUACAAGACAAAUCGAUUGAUAUUUCCAUCGUUUUAUCAACGUGUGCGAUAUACGUUUGCGAGUGAUAAAAUUCCGUCGUCUCAUCGUCGUUAUUCGCGUCUAGCGGAAAACCACACGAUUAUGAUGCGAAACCGCUUGUUGUCGUCGUGGCUUCCCACGCCGCUGCUGGCCUUGGUUCUACUGGUCGCCGUCGUUACAGACGCCAUGGCCAAAGAACCUUCGCUGAUCAUCAGGCCGACACAACCGAAACAAACAAAACCAAUUGGUUCAUCAUUGAUAUUGAAUUGCCAGCCCGACGUCGACCAACCAGAAUUUAUCAGGAAUCUCAAAUGGCUAGAUCCGCAGAACAGGACGAUCGAUCAAACCUCGACCGCCGGAGCACACGUGACCACAACGUUUACCUCCAGUAACAAUUUGGGACUGGUGAUAACUGGUCUCACCGAAGCGGAUGUGGGCACAUAUACAUGCACUGCCACAUACUCGAAUUCUGAAUAUCUGGUCCGCAGCGUGAUUGUGGACAGUUUCUACGAUAUUACGUGGGUUGAUGCUCCCACUGAACAAUAUCCGAUUGCUGGAACUAGUUACAAAGUGCGCUGCAAAGUCAAGGCUAAUCCAGCACCAUUAGUCGACUGGUACAAAGAAGAUACCAGAAUUCAAGACGGCAACGGUUUUGUCAAGGAUAUAGACGGUCUGCUGAUCCAAAACGUCACAGCCGAAGACGACGGCCUGUACAAAUGUCGAGCCAUCGUGUUGGACACGGGUAACAUCUUGGACCGGGACAUCAGAGUCGAAGUUCAUAUCCCGCCAACGUUUGCUCCCGACCAAGUUUCCCAGCUGGAAGUGGUGGAAGGCGAGAUGGCCAGCGUGCGUUGCGCGGCCAACGGUAAACCGGAACCCAAGAUAACUUGGAUACACGUGUCGGAUCAGCGGGAUAUAAGCGAGGGUACUGAGAGGUACUCCGUGAACAAGCUGACGGGCGUGUUGAGCCUGAAUCGUAUCAGUCGUAAUGACAACGGUCAAUUCAAGUGUGUAGCUAACAACGCGGCUGGUCAGAUCGAGCGAUUGGUAAACGUAGUCGUGCUCAUCAAACCAGAGGUGCUGGACGUGACCAAUGUAUCCGUGCCCAUCAAUACCGAGGCCAGAGUCAAGUGUAGUGCAAAUGGCAACCCUCUACCGUCGAUCAUGUUCAGGAGAGUGGGCACGAACGUCGUCAUAAAACCGGGAAUCGAAGAUUAUCGCAUUAGUGUGGAGCACGACACCGUUGGGGACUUGGCAAUGGCCACUCUUGUGAUUAAACACCUGAAUCGAUCCGACGACGGACUGUACACGUGUAUCGCAUUGAACAAGGGUGGUGAAGCGAGAAAAAACGGGCAUCUAACUGUUGAGUUUCCUCCAGUGUAUGCUAGCGAUAUGGUCAAGGAGGUAUGGACGUGGAACAGGAAGCCUGUGAACCUCUCGUGUGUGACUGAAUCUUUACCAAACGCGUCAAUCACAUGGCUGCUCAACAAUCGAAUGGUGGAGGAUGACAUUAACGUGCAAAAGUUUGGCAAAGGCCCAUACAGCAACCUCCUAGUGACACCGGUUGACCAACGCUACUACGGAGUAUACACGUGCUUUACAAAAAACAUACACGGCGAGAAUAAUAUGCAAAUCACGCUUAGAGAAGCACGCCGGCCGUCCAAAGUGUCUCAAACCAAGUUCGAAGUUAUCACUGCUACGACGAUUUCGUUCAGUUUCGUGGGUCCGACAGACACAGGAGGUAUAAAAGUCAAAGCCUACGCCGUUCAAUACAAAGAGAUGUCGCAGUCGUGGGAAGAAGCUCGCAAUAAAUCUUGGCCAGUGGACACGCCCUACAUACUGGAAAGUUUAGAAGCGCACAGGACCUACCAGUUCAGGUUCGCCGCCAUCAAUGAUGUAGGUACUAGCGAUUGGGGUUCACAGGAACAGCGCACCAUGCCCAAGAGGAGCGCGCCCGAGGAACCUAAAAUAUUGGUCAGCAAAGAUAUGUACCCUGAAGAUUACAUUAUCUCUCCGUACGGAAACAGCUACGAAGUGAACUGGAAGAUACCUGCUGACAACGGCGAACCCAUAAACCUAUACAAUGUUAACUAUUGCGUGACUGACAAAGUAAACACGGUAUGGACAAUUAGAAGAGACUCGUGUCGGUCUGAAGACCUCAGGUCUCCUGACAAGACUGCGUUUUUGAUGGAAAAUCUAAAUGCUGACACGUUUUACAAAGUGGAAGUCAGAGCUCACAACGAUAUCGGAUUUAGCGUACCAUCGGAACUCGUCUUCAAGACUGCGACCGAGCAAACCGCAAAGGUGGCCGUCAUCAACGCGGCUGCGACCGUUAACCGAUUGGCCGUGCGCGAUUGUAUUGUCGCCUUGUCGACAUUGAGCUUAGCUGCUUCCUUUGGCGGCAAUCGCUGGUGGUUACGCUAAAACUCAUGCGAAUUAUUUUUAGCACAUAACUGUGACGAUUAUUAUUACUAUUCAUUUUUUCCCGUUCGAUUUACAGUCACUGUAUUUUUAUUUUAUUCUUUUUAUAUAAUUAUUCCUCGUCAUUAAUUAUUAUAAUACUGUAUUAAUUCAUCUAUCUCUAUACGCGUACGUAGUCAUGUCUCGCGAACGAUUUAAUUAAUAUUUUCUUUUUUCACAACCAAAAUAUUAUUAACUUCAAAUAAUAAUACAUUAUAAUACUAUAUUGUAGUGACUACAAAAAUCGGAACGUUUAAUAAUGGUUAGUGUGUGAUAACAUCAUAUACGUUUUUACGGUGUAGUACGCUGCUACAUGUGGUAAGGUAUAAUAUACGUAUAGUAUUAUGUUAUUGAAUAGCUUGUUAAGCCUUGUACUUGUCUAAUAUUGUAUAACUAUUGUGAUAAAAAUAUGUAAAUGUUUAAAAUGUAUAUGUGUGUAUGAACGACUACGAAUCUUUCAACGACAGGUAUUAUUUUACUUGCUCUGCAGUCCGUAUCUCUACAUUCGUUCGUUUCCCGACGGAAACAUUUUUAUUUUCGUUUUUUUUAUAUGUUGGCGAAAGCAGUUCGUUGUAUUGGUUCUACAAUAAUUCGUAUCUAUUUCAAAUAUUGUUCCCCCAGUCGUCCCCCGUUGUCACGUAUUUUUAAUAUACUAUGUAGAUAUAAUAUUCGAUAUUUUAUAGCUAUCAUUCUAUUGAUUUUCAUCCACGUUCGGUCAGUUAUUGAUAAUACUCGACCUACUGUGAAAAUAUAUUAGUAGCUUACUGUAAUGGUACCACGAAAUCGGUCCACGUAUGCAAUACUAUUUGCAAACAUCACUUGUCUCAUGUGAGGAUUUUAUCGCGUAUUUGUACAGUUAUACAUCAUUAAAUAAAAUAAAACUAAUUUGAUCGUCAAAAACCACUCCAUCAAUAUUUGUUUACCCCAGUCCUAUUUUAAUGUUGCCUGAUACCUGUUAUCGAAUUAUUUUCUAACUUAAUAAAAUUUCCACUAUAAUAUUAUGUUUUUACCAUCAUACUUAUUAUCAAUAGCCACCGUCCUCGUGUUUUAUUAAUAUUAUAAAUUAUAUUAACACCAUGUAUAUGUAAAUAUUAUCCACGCUUCAUCACGUAUAGAUA